GUUUUCAGAUUUUUGUUGGUGGCAAAUAAUUUGAAGAUGACAUUUUUUCACCUGUUGAACUGUGCCGCAGUGACCUCGGCUCCCUUCGUUAUCACCUACAAAUGCACUGUGCUGUCCGAAUACAGUAGCUUCUGGAAGUGCGUGCAGGCAGGUGCCUUCUACGUAAUAACUCAGCUACUCAAACUUCUCAUUCUCGCUACAUUUUUCCCUGCAUCUACAGGUGACCCUAUGAUGCCAGCUACAACCAUUGGGGGAGUGUUGAAUAUUGCACGGGCAACUGUGGAUCUCUUGGACCUAGUGGGACUGUACUUUGCAAUGGAGCAGCUGGGAGGGGGCAAAGGAGAGAUUAAGUUCAUGGUCGCGGGAACUGGCUGGGCGGCCGCAGAGGUCAUUCUGGGUAAAUUCAUCCACCUAUGGUUCGGCGCCAGGGGCAUCGAGUUCGACUGGAAGUACAUGCUGCUCUGUCUGGACUCGAACCUCAUCCUGCUGCAACAUAUAGCCACUGCCACUUUCAUCUGGAUGUGGGCCAGACAACACCUUUCCUCCCGUGUGACCUCUUUUGUCAGCAUGGCUCUCCUGAUGACGUCAUACAAACCACUCAUCCUAGAACAUCUCAAGGUUAUCGUCGGCUACAACGACUGGAUGGGACUGAUAAUGAAUGGAGUCAUGACUUGUUCAGUGGCCUUCUCCUGUAUGUACACUUAUGUCACCCUCACAAAAGUAGCAAAUGGUGUUUCGCAUCAGAAGUAAUCACAAGAUCUCAUGAUUGAUAAGAUACAAUGUUAUAUCAUCGGAACUCAACCCUGAAGUAAAGUUGAAGAAUCAGCUUAAUACAGAAACCGGCUAAAAUGGAAUGAACUCUUCUCGGACUCUUAUAGGAGUGCCUUGAGUAAACUUCGCUGAAUAAGUUUGCCUAAACUGUGUUGGUUAUGCAAGUUAAUCUACGAAUGAAAAAUGCUAUACGUUCUAUAUAUUUAUCGAUUAUACGUCCUCAUUUGUACCAUUUUUCACCUUCAGAAUUUUGAGAUUUUCGUGUUAAAUAUUUCAUUAAUUUAUCUUUUUUCGUCCCA
Symsagittifera roscoffensis is the source of this 1070-nucleotide messenger RNA. Its product is annotated as BOS complex subunit TMEM147-like. NCBI's taxonomy places the organism in Eukaryota, Metazoa, Xenacoelomorpha, Acoela, Convolutidae. The record is from RefSeq and is a predicted model, not a curated record. Bases 37 to 750 code for a protein of 237 amino acids. The transcript is spliced from 4 exons.